GACUAACUUCGGGAAUCGAUGCCCUGGGGUUGGGUUAAGAUCAGUACAAAAUUAUUAAUAAAAACAGUAAUAAAUAAUGAUGUGUUAAUCACCUGCAGGCAAACAAGUUGUAAUAAACUAACCUUAAACCGUAAAAACAUUUCCGACCAUUAUUAAACUUGGUUUUUCUUUUUCUAAGAAUUUAAACCAGUCUUGGCAACAUUGCUUAAAACUACCAACCCUAAAAUCGAAAAUUCAGUUGUUCUCUCAUUAGUAACUUAGGUAUUCUUUUCAUAUCGAGUGGAAUACCUUUCUGUUGCAGUUAAUUAAGGCAUGGAUGAGGACAAGCCGCUUGUUAAAAUUGAACCCAAACAAGAAGAAGAAAUAAGUGUAUCCUUCCAAACUAAAAUUAUAGUAAGCAAUGAUGUUUUGGCAAUUGUAAAAAAAGAAGAAGACAAUGAAAAUGCUGCGGACCAUUUUUACGACGAGCACAAUGGAGAAGAAGUGUAUUUGUCAAAGCUUACCUCUCAAACGGUACAGUUGAAAUGUAACCUUUGUCCUUACCUAGCACGUACGAAAUUAAAUUUUACACGACAUCUUUUAACGCAUAAGAAUAAGGAUUUUAAAUGUGAUAAGUGUGAUUAUGCCGCACAUUAUAAAAACUCCCUGAAACGACAUCUUUUAAUACAUCAAGUUUCUAAAGAUUUUAAAUGUGACCAUUGUUAUUACGCUUCAAAUUGUGAACGCUCUCUAAAAAGACAUCUUCAAACCCACAACGUCCUGAAAGAUUUUAAAUGUACAAAUUGUGAUUAUGCCACAAACUUUAAAAGUGAUCUUAAUCUACACCUCUUAAAACACAAAGAUUCUAAAGAUUUUAAAUGUGACAUUUGCCAUUAUGCCACUUACUUUAAACGUUCCUUGAAACGACAUCUCUUAACACACAACGCCUCGAAAGUGUUUAAGUGUGAAAGUUGUGAUUAUGUGACAAACUAUAAAAACGGUCUUAAACUACAUCUUCUAAAACACGUCGGUUCUAAAAGUUUCAAAUGUGGCAUUUGUGGUUAUGCCACCAAUUUUAAAUAUAAUCUGAAACAACAUAUUUUAACACAUCAAGUUUCUAAAGAUUUUAAAUGUGACUUUUGUGAUUAUGCCGCAAAUUUUAAAGGCUCUUUGAAACGACAUCUUUUAAUCCAUAAUGUGUCUAAAGAUUUUAAAUGUACAAAUUGUGAUUUUGCCACGCACUAUAUAAGCGUUUUUAAAAAGCACCUCGCAAAACAUAGAGUGGACAAUGGCAUAAGCUAUCAAAGCCAUUGGGGACAACAUUUUUUAACAAAGAAAGAUUUUAAAUGUGCCCAUUGUGAUUAUGCCACAAACUUUAAAAGCGAUCUUAGACAACAUCUCGUAAAACACAAAGGUUCCAAAAAUUUUAAAUGUGCAAAUUGCGAUUACGCCAGUUACCUUAAAACUUCCUUGAAACGACAUCUCUUAACGCACAAGGUCUCGCAAGAUUUUAAAUGCCCAAAUUGUGAUUAUGCCACAAUCCAUAAAAACGAGUUAAAAAAACAUCUCAAAAAAUAUAAAGUUUCCAAAGAUUAUAAAUGUGCUCAUUGUGAUUACGCCACAAACUUUAAAAGCGAUCUCAGAAUACAUUUCGUAAAACACCAAGGUUCCAAAAGUUUGAAAUGUGACUUUUGCGAGUAUGCCACCAACCGUAAACCUUCCUUGAAACGACAUCUCCUGACACACAAGGUCUCGAAAGAUUUUAAAUGUGGUCUUUGUGAUUAUGCCACAAACUUUAAGAGCAGAUUAAAGAAACAUUUCGCAACACACAACGAUAAGAAAGAUUAAGAUACCAAAGAACCGUAUUGUUUCUUGAAAUGUUAAUAUAAUGUCGAGAUAAACCGAUGAUUGAUGAUCAUCCCAACAAAUUUGAGGAAAACAAAUUAAUUUUAAGUAGAUAUUUUGUUCUUGUGUCGCUAAAAGCGUUUGUUGUAUAGGUACAUUGUAAUUAUCAACUACUACUGGGUCAGUAUUAAAAAUAAAUGUGUUUUUAUGUUA
Photinus pyralis (common eastern firefly) is the source of this 2037-nucleotide messenger RNA. RefSeq names its product zinc finger protein 845-like. Gene Ontology annotation, biological process: regulation of transcription by RNA polymerase II. Gene Ontology annotation, cellular component: nucleus. The record is from RefSeq and is a predicted model, not a curated record. Gene Ontology annotation, molecular function: DNA-binding transcription factor activity, RNA polymerase II-specific; RNA polymerase II transcription regulatory region sequence-specific DNA binding. The transcript is spliced from 2 exons. Lineage: Eukaryota; Metazoa; Arthropoda; Insecta; Coleoptera; Lampyridae. Bases 313 to 1827 code for a protein of 504 amino acids.